This is a messenger RNA of Cylindrotheca closterium, 3465 nucleotides long. Lineage: Eukaryota; Bacillariophyta; Bacillariophyceae; Bacillariales; Bacillariaceae. The record is from the annotation of a GenBank genome assembly.
AUGGAAGACUACAAGGAAUUAAUCGACGAACAUGUUCACUACUCUCAAUCCUUGGCGUCGGUCAGUCAAAUUGAAAAGUUGUCUCAGAAACGAGGCAAGAACCCUGUCAACGAACGCUUCAAGGUUACACCAGAUACGUAUUAUCCCAACACCUACAUGAACCGCAAUGAACUACGGCAAGAAAUGAAUAGCAAGUCGGUCACCUAUCAAGAUCUUAGGCACUUUGCUUCGGAAGAUAUUGGACAAUUGCACGUAGAAAUACUCCAAUGUUUCGGCCUUCCUACGGCAUCGGCCUUUCGGGAAGUAUCGGCGUUUGGAAUUGCCGUCUGUGGGUCCCAUGCCUUUUCGACAGAUGUCAUGCCGCCAGUGGGGAAUCCAAUGUGGCUGUGCAAAAUGCAGCGGGCUGGAAUCUUUCCAUUGACGAGUGCUUACCAACGCUUAUUUGUGGGAAUCUUUGACCAUGUAUCUACCGAUAAGUCAUCGCAACGAAAGGACGAUUUCAUCGGGCGAGUAGUCAUAGAUAUAGCGCGACUACGGCCUGGAUGUGUCUAUGACAUUACGUUACCUCUAAGGCAGAGCGCGCAUGUGUUUGGGAGGGAACCGAGGGGUGCCAUUCGGCUGAGAAUACAUUUGCAUUGGGAGAGUGAGCGGGCAGCCGUGGCCAGCUACUUGCCCUCGUUGGAUGAUCCUCAUCCGAUUCACAGUCGAUUGAACCCGAAUGAGCAGCACCAAAUUCAUUGUUUUGAUGAGCGGGCGUUUCGCAACGUCGCUCAAGUUGUUCAUGGGAAAGACAUGCAAGGGAAAUUCAGCAUGUCGGUGAUGAAGGCAACUAUUCGUGAAUUCAACUUUUUACGCAUCCAUUACUUGCGUUAUUUGCGAAAACGGGAGCUGUAUAAUCUGCGGUGGUGGAUACAUCCUUUCAUCUCCGGCUUUGUCUUUGUGGCUUGGAUGCAUGCAAUCUACGCCAAUACUGUGCGAUACGUGCCAGCCCACUUUGUGACUUUCCUGCUACUGCACCUAUAUAAAAACUAUGUUCGCUAUGCAAUCCACUGUGGACAUGGUUUUCUGGGGCCCAGUAUCGAAGAACUCUUUCUAGCCUUGGUCUAUGGGACAUCGGAUAAUCCCAAAAAGUACAUUGUACCACUAAAUAUGGAGCGCGAGGAACAACCGCAAGAUUCGAUUGCCUUGGGGGGCAAGAGCACGCCCAGCAGCAGCAUGGAGUUUGAUAUUUUGGAUAGCGACGACGACGAAAAUGACUAUCAGCCGAAGGACGCAUCUACAAAAUCACAGUCAAGUAAGGGGGCUUUGAACCUAGAAGAUGACGGCGCUGCAAUCAUCCCCAUCCGCCAAAUCGCUGAACACAUGCGACAAGCAUUACCGGUUAGAGAUUAUAAAUCUUCUUUGAUGAAAACUUACAAGGAUUGCUUCACGGGGAAAGAAGCGGUGGACUUUAUGCUUACUCACGGGUACGCUCAUUCUCGUCUGGAUGCAGUGGCUCUCGGGAAACGAUUAGCCAGCGAAACCAAACUCUUCGAACAUAUUACUCGAAAAUAUCAAUUCGAAGAUACAUCUUAUCGGUAUCAGUUUGUGGAAUAUGACAGUCAAACCUAUGUGAUUACCGGACGCAAGCCGAGGGGUGAGCGUUUUUUUCGUUUGAUUGGCUUUUUGAAUGACGAGGAUGCAGAACAAGAGAGGCACAUGGAAUUUCCGUUUGCAUCAGAAAAAGAUGAUCCGCAAUUUACGGUAGAAGAAUCUAUAGUAAUUCGAUCCCUCGAAUCCAAAAAGGAACAAGAAAAGCUGAAGCGCCAAAAAAAGAAGCGACGCAAUUCAUCAGAUUCGUUUGAUUUUGACGUUGACGAUGACGACAAGACGCUAUUGGGAGGGAGUGACGCAAUUUCGGAUCAUCUCUUUGAUGGUAUAGUCCCCUCGGCUAGAAGUGGGCUGACCGCAAGUUUCCGACGUGAUGAGAUGAACCAAGGAAUAAAGCAAGUUUCGACAGAAGCAGCAACCGCCAUGAAGAGUGGUUUAAAAAAGGCGCAAGUAUACGCGCACAACAGACCCUUUAAUCGGAACCGAUUAGCAAGUAGCAAGUCAUCGAGCGGGAACAGUUUCAGGAUGUCUGGUUUCUUGGAUGCUGGAGCGUCAGUCGAUUAUGAGAGCUAUGGCGAUGUCAUCGAUGUUUCCCAACGACAAAUGGGCGAGGCCUUUGUCAUUGAAGAAAAGAGUUUAGUAAAACCACCGCCACAAAAUAUCAAUGAGAAGGUAGACGAAGGAAAGGGAGCUUCCUUUGCCAAGACUGUUAGUGACGCUAGACACCAAAUGCAUGAUGUUCUUGGUCAUACUUUCAACGAUCGAAUUUUCAAGGUCAACCCCUUCAUUCAUCCAAAGGAAGACGACUCAGACGAUGAUCGAGAUCGAGAUCGAGCUAUCCCCCGCAAGGAUUCUUCAAGUGAAAAGAAGACACCGUAUCAAGCAAUGACGGAUGAAAACAACAAGAUACUGCAAAUCAAACGGUAUUCUCAUUCCAACCAAAUGGUCAAUAGGAUUGGUGGUGUGGUGCAGCCAGUGGUAGAGAUGUUGCAAAUAGGAGUCUUCUUGGGGAGAACCAUUUUCAAUAUUUACACCUGGCAAGAUCCAAUAUUCUCUUUUUGGUUUGCUGUUUUGGGUCCAGUCUUGGUCGUUCUCCUUUACAUUGCUCCCUAUCGAAUAAUUUUUGGCGUGGCAGGAGCUAUCUUUAUGGGCCCACACAAUUGGGCUUUGCGAGUGUACCGAGAGAAACAGCCAGGGUAUCAACCACCAGAUUUUGACAAGAUUGUCCGCAAGAAGAAGGUAGACAAAGGUUUGCUCGAUAGUCAAGAUCAGGAAUUUGCCAACUGCACAAUAUUCUCAAGUGCGGCUUCCGGAGGAAACUAUGAGGGCCACAUUGAUCCCAAGAGGCUUCGGACAGUGGUGGUCCCCACAAGUGUCCUAAGAUACAACCAUCGAUUUUAUGAGUGGCCACCGGAAGCCAAAUAUGCGCGAGUCUACCAGUCAUCGGCCAAAGAGCUAGUACGUCGGGCUCGUGGUCAGAAUCAUCGAGGAGGAGAAGGGACCAUGAGGACCAUUGGUGAAAACGAUGCCGAGGGUAUGUUUGAAUACGAAAGUGUCGACUCAUCCGAAGGCGAUCAUACCGAUUCGUCAAGUUUGCUGAAUGUUGAGAUCCAUCGACUAUCGGCUGGACGAGUUACGCGGAGACCUCGGCGAGGGAGCAUGAUCGCCAUCAACCCAAGACAGUUUCGGAAAAAGGUCGUGGCCUUGACCGAUGACAUGAAAAAGAAAGGAAAGGACAGGAUCAACAAGAUACAUCCGUCUCGAGGAGGAGGAGGAGGAAUGCCUGGUGGUGCCGAAAGCGGCAAUAGCCAUUCUAUGAAGAAUAGGAUGAAGAAGAAGCUUCGUAUGUGGGAUUCUAACAAGAAACACAGCUGA